AUGAAAAUUGACAAUCUUUCGGGGACCCGGUGCAUGCAGAUUUUCAUCAGAGGGAAAUGGUAUGUUUUCAGUCCAGAUGUGAUUAAUGAGUAUUAUGGUCUGAAGGUUGUUGAUGAGGAAGAGAUUACGGAUUGGGAUUUAGUUGCAAAGACUCUUACUGGUGGUCAGACUCCUGUAUGGCCUACAGGUGAUGUUGAUACUCUGUCUAGCUCGAAGCUCACCUCCAAAUAUGUUAUUCUGCACCGUAUUGCCUUACACAAUUGGCUACCUUCUGCACACUUCCAUAUGGUUGGCAAGCAACUGGCUGCUCUUCUAUUUCGAAUUGGCACCAAAAUGACCAUUGAUCUAGGAAAGUGGAUCUUCUAUUAUUUCCUCAUUUUGAUCCAUUCGAGGGAACAGAAGGUACGACUGCCUUAUCCUAAUCUCAUUUUUGGAGUUCUGACAACGCAGGGCCUGGUCCCAAUGCCAAGCGAGAUUAUCUGUCCAACUCUGCUCUACACUGUUGAUCCACGUCUAUUGACUGGCAAGCACAUCCGAGAUGUUACACCUGUGGCUGCGCCUCCAUCCUCUGAUGCUGACACUCAUGUUGAUGACUCGCCACAUGCGAGGGACGUUCAGCUUUCCCUUCGAUUGAAGGCUCGGGUGUCUGAGUUGGAAACUGUUAAUGGAAUCAUUGCGAAGCAGCUCACAGCAGCCCGUACUGAACUUGCAACUGUUCUACUUCGUCUGAGCCUGACUGAGUCUGCUGCUGCUGAGAAUGUGAAGUCCGACAGUGAUGAACCCUAG
Messenger RNA from Ipomoea nil (Japanese morning glory), 786 nucleotides. RefSeq lists its product as uncharacterized. The record is from RefSeq and is a predicted model, not a curated record. Lineage: Eukaryota; Viridiplantae; Streptophyta; Magnoliopsida; Solanales; Convolvulaceae. The transcript has a single exon. Bases 1 to 786 code for a protein of 261 amino acids.